GGAUCCAAAAAAUAAAAGGCCUUCUGGAAAAAAAGACAAUAUCUACUCAGCCACAUGGUAUCUUCUCGAAUGUUGGGUGCUGGCGGUGCUAACGGAAGAAUGCGCGGACAUGUCUCGCUUCCACUUCAACAAUGCCGCCAUCGUGUAGUAUAUUUCUGGGCAGAAGACGCCCCUGCAAUGACCAGGACUCAAUGAAUCCACGCACAAUGCGCUGUCGCAGCCGUCUACUAUCCUCAUUAUCUCAACCGCUCUGCCCCAGCCUGGCUGCGCCCAAGCGCAGUAGGGUUCCCCGGGGUUGGGUGACCGCCAGCCAGGGUUCAGCAAAAGUGCGGGGGAGAAGGCAAUUGAGCAGAAUGGCGGGUAUUUUGCUGGCAAAGCGACAGGCGAUAGCUGAUCAGUGGGAGGCUGAGCUGCAUAAAAUGAGCCGCUGCAUGGCUGCGGGUGGAGACUGUCCGACCACCCGGAUUGCAGGCGCCAUCAGCAUCAGCAGCAUCAGCAGCACCAGCGGGCAUCGCCAGGAGACCUGGCGGUCGAGGGGCGGUUGCACGCUUCAGUCUCUGGGACGCAGGUGUCACGAGCCGGGCAGCAGACGGGCAGCAGCACUUGUCCAAUGACGCAACCUCCACUGAACCAUAGCAAUGAGCUCGGUGCGAUUUGCAGCCAGGCCUGCGAGUCAGGGGUCAAGCCAAAUUCUGAAACACCAGAUUGGAUGACUGAACCGCCCGACGAGCUCGCCUGUUUUUCGCUUGUUGGG
Messenger RNA from Linderina pennispora, 754 nucleotides. RefSeq lists its product as uncharacterized. The coding region runs from base 132 to 614 and encodes 160 amino acids. The record is from RefSeq and is a predicted model, not a curated record. Lineage: Eukaryota; Fungi; Kickxellomycota; Kickxellomycetes; Kickxellales; Kickxellaceae. The transcript has 2 exons.